Messenger RNA from Condylostylus longicornis, 2090 nucleotides. RefSeq names its product gastrulation defective protein 1 homolog. The record is from RefSeq and is a predicted model, not a curated record. Gene Ontology annotation, cellular component: site of double-strand break; nucleus. Gene Ontology annotation, biological process: regulation of DNA double-strand break processing. Gene Ontology annotation, molecular function: protein binding. Bases 99 to 2039 code for a protein of 646 amino acids. Lineage: Eukaryota; Metazoa; Arthropoda; Insecta; Diptera; Dolichopodidae. The transcript is spliced from 5 exons.
AUAAGAAUAAAGUUUGUAAAUAAAAACAUUCUAACUUUAAAGAAAAAAAUUAUUAUUAAAUAAAAAUAAAUUUAUUUUAAGAAUUAAAUUGAAACAAGAUGAACAAACCGAAAAUAACAUUUGGUAAAAUAAAUUUGAGUAUUCCUUCUGCUGAACCAAAUAGGAAUGAACAACAUUCGGCUACAUCCGAAAAUUCUGGUUUUAAAAAAAUUGACAAACCAACAUUGAUAGAAAAAAUCAAUGAAGUUAGUGAUGAUUUAGAAAGUCAACAUAUUAAAGAAGUGAUGGGCAUAACAGGAUUUGGGAAAAAGGCUCAAACGUUUGACAUAGAGGAGCAAAUAAAACAAGCCAAAUCAAAUAAAAUUCAUAAGCCACCCGACGAAGGUGUACAAGUUCCUGAAAAGACAUCAGAAAGUGAAUCUGAAUCAGAGAGCGAUACAAGUGAUAGUGAAAGUGAAGAUGAAAUCGUAGGGCCAUUACCACCUACAGAAAUUUUGGAAAAUAACUUGAAAACACAAAAUGAAAAUGACUCAGAUGAAGAUAACGAAAGUGGAGAAGAUUCUGAUGACGAAAACAAUGUCGAGAAAAUGGUGCCAAAUAGCCAUGAAGUUCAAAUGAAACAUGGAACAAAAGCAAUACUAGCAUUAGCCGUAGACUCCUCUGGCGCACGUCUUGUUUCUGGAUCUAUCGACUAUGAUAUGUGCUUUUGGGAUUUCUCUGGAAUGGAUAAGUCAAUGAAAUCAUUUCGUUCAAUUCAACCUUGCGAAAACUAUCCAAUUCGAGGCUUACAUUACUCAGUUACUGGAGAUACAAUACUAGUGGUUUCAGGGAAUUCACAAGCAAAAAUCUUGGAUCGAGACGGUUAUGAAAAACUAGAAUGUGUAAAAGGGGAUCAGUAUAUAACAGAUAUGUCAAAAACUAAAGGACAUACAGCUCAACUUACAGCUGGAUGUUGGCAUCCAUUUAUUAAAGAGGAAUUUUUAACUUCUUCAAUGGAUGCCACAUUGCGAAUAUGGUCCGGUUUAAGAUCAAAAGAACAAAAAAGUGUAAUAAAAGUGAGGGCUCAGGGUGGACUAAGGGCAAUUCCAAAUUCUUGUACUUAUAAUAGAGAAGCAACUUUGAUUGCCGCCGGUUGUGGUGAUGGAUCUUUACAAAUGUGGGACACUAGAAAAAUUCACGCAAAUAAUCCAACUCAAGUUGUAAGAAAUGCCCAUCAAAAAGGAAAUGAGAUAUCAUCGGUACAAUUUUCAUAUUUAGGUAAUCAAAUAGCUUCCCGGUCUUGUGAUGAAACUAUGAAAUUAUGGGACAUGAGAAGUCUUAAAACUCCUUUGCACGUAUGGGAGAAUAUAUACACUCGGUAUGACGUCGCAGAUUGUUGCUUCAGUCCCAACGAUAAACUACUUGUCACCGGUGAAUCUUUACCAAAAGAAAAUAAAGAAGCUAAUAUUUUCUUUUACAACACAUUAACUUUCGAAUUAGUCAAAGCGAUUCCAGUAACGAAUUCCCAUGUAAUAAAAACUCUAUGGCACCCAAAAUUAAAUCAACUCUUUGUUGGUUGUGGAAAUGGUAUUAUUAAAUGUUAUUACGAUGAAAAACGUAGUUUCCGUGGGGCUAAAUUAUGUGUGACGAAAGUACAUAGAAGAAAGAAACAGUCAGAAGUGUUUGGUGGCGUAGCGCAAGUCAUAACACCGCAUGCACUUCCCAUGUUUAGGCAAGAAAAAUCUAGAUCACUUCGAAAAAAAAUGGAAAAAGAUAGAAUGGAUCCUGUAAAAUCACGGCGACCAGAUUUACCUAUUACCAGCGGCCAAGGUGGACGUGUUGCAUCUUCAGGAGGAACUUUAAGUUCAUAUGUUAUUCGAAAUUUAGGACUUAGCAAGCGGGUUGACGAUGAUCAAGAUCCAAGAGAAGCUAUUUUAAAAUAUGCAAAAGAAGCAGAGGAAAACCCUUACUGGAUCACGCCCGCAUAUAAAAAAACCCAACCUAAACCUAUAUUUACGGGAAAUGAAGAACCAGAUGCAAAGAAACCUAAAACAGAAUGAGAACUUGAAAUAAAAACUCAUGUCUAAAGUAAUAUAUUGUAUGUUUUCAUU